Molecule: messenger RNA, 1607 nt
Organism: Triplophysa rosa
Lineage: Eukaryota; Metazoa; Chordata; Actinopteri; Cypriniformes; Nemacheilidae
Gene: st3gal5
Product: ST3 beta-galactoside alpha-2,3-sialyltransferase 5
Exons: 7
Coding region: 146-1039 (297 amino acids)
Molecular function (GO): lactosylceramide alpha-2,3-sialyltransferase activity
Source: RefSeq, a predicted model, not a curated record
GUCCGACUUUUGCACUUUAGGACGUUACCGAGCGUAUCAACACUUCCGUCUUCAUCAGCUACAAUGUUAACAGAGGAAAUCCACGUAAAUAUGUUUAACCUUUGUAUUAUCAUGGGAGCACAAAGCUUAAGGGGCUGGUAAACACAUGCUGAAACAAGGCGGCAGAGGUAAAGAGAUGACCUGUUGUUCAGGCACCAUGAGAAGACCUGUGAAACAGUGCCAUUGCCCUUCCAGAAGGGUGCUUGUUCCACUCCUGAGCCUGGCAUUGAUUUCACUGGCUCUGUUAAAACUGCCUCUCUUUCACACUGACCAAAAACCCGUUGGAGUGUCAGUAGAUCCCAUCUAUCGAGGGCGUGUCCGUACAUACGUCCAGGAGGUGCUGAGCAAUGAGUGCAGACCUUCCUUCGCCCGACAGAGAACGAGAGCUGAUCAUUCCAGCUCCACUCCAGUGGCACAGCCGUUUUUAUACAAGAACACUGUUUUAAAUGAAGAAAUAUUCAAGUAUCCUCCACCGUUUGGCUUCCUGGGUAUGCAGAAGAAUCUUAAAGAAGUGCUGAAGCUCCUUCCCUCUUCAGAGGAGAGCUCUGGCGGACGGGAGUGUCGUCGAUGUGUGGUGGUUGGUAAUGGAGGAAUACUGAAGGGAUUGGGCCUCGGGCCUCUUCUCAAUCAAUUCAGUGUCAUUAUACGGUUGAACAGCGGACCCGUGCAAGAUUUUAUCGCAGAUGUUGGAAAUCGUACUUCGAUCAGAAUGACGUACCCUGAAGGUUGCCCGAAGGUUUGGGAAGAUACAGACUCAGAUCUCAAGUUUGUUGCUGUGAUCUACAAAUCCGUAGAUUUCCACUGGCUUCGUGCAAUGAUCACCGAAACAGCCAUUUCGCUGUGGGACCGGCUGUUUUUCUGGCAGAAGGUUCCUGUGAGGGUUCCAAUAGACGUCUCCCAGUUUCAUCUUCUGAAUCCAGAGAUCAUUCGAGAAACCGCUCUGGAUCUGCUUCAUUACCCCACGCCCGGGAAACGACUCUGGGGCUGGGACCAGGCGUGACGAGAGCCGUGGGAGGAAGAAGCGAGGCCGGGACGCGAUUGAUAAUGAGUGUCAGCUGGGCAUCAUUCCGGCCUCGUAUCUCUCACGGAGGAGCGGAAGCAUAAAAGGACGAACAGCAGGAGAAUACGGGGAGAGAGGACCGGGCCCGGAAAUGUUAAGUUUUGUGUUUGUUUGUUUGGCCGGCAGUCGUCCGUGAGGGGCUGCCGGCCUUUUACUUCCGGAUUAUUGUUUGUUUAUUUUUGAUUAAAGUUUAUUGUUAAAUGUUCGCCGGUUCCCGCCUCCUUCCGUUUUAUUGAACGUGCUACAAUUAUAUUUCUAUUAGAAAAUCUGUACUUUUACUUCGUUACAAUGUGUGAUGUUCCUUUGUUCCUUCAUUUUAAAAUGUUUUUUUUAAAACGCGUUGUUUAUUUCAAGGUUGUCGUCUCUUUUUACGGGCAUUCCCGAGUGAUCGAUUCUUUUGAGUCGAUUCUUUUGAAAGCAUUAAUUGAACAAUGGGCAAAACCAUUUGAAUAGGCUAAUGAAUCAGUUCAAAGGAUUUGUUCAGUUCGCAGCACGAUCUGAAUCAUCU